Molecule: messenger RNA, 1479 nt
Organism: Naegleria fowleri
Lineage: Eukaryota; Heterolobosea; Eutetramitea; Acrasida; Naegleriidae
Exons: 3
Coding region: 1-1479 (492 amino acids)
Biological process (GO): protein phosphorylation
Molecular function (GO): ATP binding; protein kinase activity
Source: RefSeq, a predicted model, not a curated record
AUGUUACAACAAUACAAUCAUCAAUUGUUUCAAGAUAUUGCUCAAGUAAAACAUCAUCUCAUUCAUGAUUUAAAAUUAUUAUCUAUCGAUCGUGAUGAUGAUGAUUUCAAUGUGAAUGAUGAAUCCUUCCGAACGACCUUUCAUCACGAACGAACACUCUUCUCCAACAAUCAAUUUUGGAAUUCCACUCUUUCGACACGAUUGAAUCGAGAAUUCUCACAAAUUUCUCGUUUGGGUUCGGGUGGAUUUGGAACAGUGGUAAAGGCACGACAUGAACUCGAUUCCAAAUUCUAUGCCAUUAAAAUUAUUAAACUUUCAUUGUCGUCACCACUAACUUCAUCAUUCACUUCAACAUUCACCUCACCAUUAAUUACUUCACAACAAGAUCAACAAGAAACAGAUCCUGUCAUGAAAGAAGUGGAAUUUCUCUCCACUCUCCAUCAUGAACAUAUUGUUCGAUAUUACAAUGUGUGGAAAGAACAUGUGCCUGAUGAAAGAUUGUACAUUCAGAUGGAAUAUUGUGAGUCCACAUUGAGACAACUCAUUAACAUGAAAUUAAAUCGAGCAUUGGCGUGGACAUAUUUGGAACAAGUGUUGAAAGCGUUGGUGUUUUUGAGUGAACAAAAUAUAACUCAUUCCGAUUUGAAACCUGAAAAUAUUCUCAUCAAAAACGACAUGAUCAAACUCGGAGAUUUUGGACUCUCGUACAAUCACAAACAUGAAACGGCAAAACACGAUCGAGGCUCUUCAUUAUACAUGAAUCAGGAACCGAGAGAAAAUAAUCCAAAAUUCGAUAUUUUCUCUCUUGGAAUGAUUUUCUUUGAAAUGUUAACUGCAAAAAGCAAACGAUCCAACAACGACAAACGAAAAGAUCUCAAACUCUUAAAAGACAAUCCCUCCACCUUUCUCUCUUCCCUUUGUGAAAAUUCUCCCUAUGAUUUAUAUCCAAUGGAAAAAUCCCUCAUUCUCAAAAUGCUUGAACCCAAUUUUACACAAAGACCUUCUGCCAAAGAUCUUCUCGACGAAAUUCAUCGAAUUCCCUUUCAAUGCCCAACAUGCAGCAAUCAUUCCAUCAUGAUGGGCCUAGCUCCUUGGAUUUCUCAUCUCAAUGGUCAACUUCAUAACAAAGAACAAUACAUUUCACAAAAUUUACAAACUAUGGAACCUGUUGCGAGAUUGAAUUGGUUUGUUUCUAAAAAACUUGGAGGAUAUGUUUCAUUUUCAAAAGGAGUCAUGCAAGAAGGUCCACCACAUCGUUCCAUGUUUUCACAAUAUUUGGAAAUUUACAUUCCUGGAUGUGAAAAAAGUCCAAUUUUCGUGGAAGGUCCUAAACGAUUGAAAAAACAAGAGAGUAAGAAUGCUGCCUGUGAGAAGGCAUUCAAAAUGAUUUGCAAUUAUCCAAAAGUGUUGGAGAAUAAUGAUGAAUCGUUGUUGGUGAAUGAACAACUUGAAGAAGAUGAAGGACAAACAAGAAAAUGA